AUGGCAGCGACGCGCACCGGCGUAUAUGUGGACGACUUCCUGACAGAGGUGUCAUCACUGCCCCAUGAGCUGCAGCGCAUGCUCUCUCUCAUGAGAGAGUUGGACGGCCGAUGCCAGGCGCUGCGCAUGGAGAUUCAGAGAGACAUUCGGGCGGGGCUGACAGCCAUAGAGGAGAGGGAGGCAGUCCUCAGAGCAGGUGCUGGUGCUCAAGAUGGGCAUGGACAUGAAGGUCUGGAUGGUCAUGCAGAUGCUGGUGGUGAUAGGGAUGGGAAUGGUGAUGGUGACGGGCAAUGGGGAGGGGAAGGGGACGAGGACGAUGCUGCUAGUGACAGCGAUGCUGCUGAGGAUGCUGGUAAUGGUGACAACGAGAGUGAUGGGGCUGUUGUGACCCCUGCUGCCCUCUCUCCUGCCACGGGUGCUCUGGAUGAGGUGCCGGGUGGUGAGCAAGCAGGGGCGAAAGCAGAGGAGGGGAAGCGGGGGAUGUGGGAUGACGCUGCUGGAGAGCACCUGCGCAGUUUGAACCAGGAGCUGCAGCACUUUUCGGAGGACCUCAAGCAAGCUGCUUCCCCAGCAGCAGGGGUGGGAGGGGCGCGGGGGUGGGGGGAACCGAAGGGGGAAGGGCGGGGGUUGAGUGCAGUGGCUGUGCUGGCAUCUGGCAGUGGUGGGGAGGGGGGGGGAGGUGGCGGAGGGGGGGUGUGGGAAGCAAAGGGGGAAGCGUGGCAAGGAAACCAGGAGAGGGAGAGCGAGAGAGGGGCAGGGAGGGAAGCAGGGAGGGAAACAGGGAGGGAAGCAGGGAGGGAGGCAGGGAGGGAUGCAGGGAGGGAGAGGGAGUGGGAGAGGGGAGGAAGGGGUGCUGCCCUCAUGCCGCCUCCUGCUGCCCCUCCCGCUCUCGAGAAAGAAGGGAGGGGUGAGCAGGGGCGUGCCGGUGGGGGCAGGUGGCGAGAGGAGGGAGGUGCCCGAGGGGGGGGCAGGAGAGCAGGUUGUGAGGGAGGCGAGUGGUUCCACUACGAGUGUGUGGGACUCAGCAUCGCCAUGCCCCGGAUCCACGACAAGUGGUUCUGCCCUCACUGCACCUCCCUACACAAGAAAGGCAUGCUGCACUUGCCACCUUAG
Messenger RNA from Closterium sp. NIES-65, 1113 nucleotides. NCBI's taxonomy places the organism in Eukaryota, Viridiplantae, Streptophyta, Zygnematophyceae, Desmidiales, Closteriaceae. The record is from the annotation of a GenBank genome assembly.